Messenger RNA from Capsicum annuum, 1768 nucleotides. Its product is annotated as dnaJ protein homolog. Gene Ontology annotation, cellular component: cytoplasm; cytosol. Gene Ontology annotation, molecular function: ATP binding; Hsp70 protein binding. The record is from RefSeq and is a predicted model, not a curated record. The transcript has 8 exons. Gene Ontology annotation, biological process: protein refolding; response to heat. Lineage: Eukaryota; Viridiplantae; Streptophyta; Magnoliopsida; Solanales; Solanaceae. Bases 160 to 1422 code for a protein of 420 amino acids.
AUAAAUAAUUUUUGUUUAAUGACCAAUCAGGAAUUACUGUCAGCUGAUUAGGUGACCCAUUGUAUUAAGAAGCAUUUUGUUGCAAAGUGGCAUUUACGUAACUGCAGUUUUCUUGCUGUCAAAGAGGUGGACACCCAACAGGCAUAAAGUUGAGCCGUUAUGUUUGGGUGGACACCAAAGAGGAGUGACAACUCCAAGUACUAUGAGGUUCUUGGUGUCUCAAAAAGUGCCAGUCAGGAUGAACUUAAGAAGGCAUAUAGGAAAGCUGCUAUAAGAAAUCACCCUGACAAGGGUGGUGACCCCGAGAAAUUCAAGGAGUUGGUUCAGGCAUAUGAAGUUCUAAGUGAUCCAAACAAGAGACACAUUUAUGAUCAGUACGGUGAAGAUGCUCUUAAAGAGGGAAUGGGAACUGGUAGUGGUGGUGUUCACAAUCACUUUGACAUAUUUCACUCAUUCUUUGGUGGGUCUUUUGGUGGUGGCGGCAGCCACUUCAGAGCUAGCAGACAGAAACGAGGUGAAGAUGUAGUGCAUACACUUGGGGUUACUCUGGAAGAUUUGUAUAAUGGCGCCACAAAGAAGCUGUCGCUUUCCCGGAAUAUAUUGUGUCCCAAGUGUAAAGGGAAAGGUUCGAAGAGUGGAGCAUCUGGGGCAUGUUAUGGAUGUCAAGGCACGGGAGUGCGUGUCACAACAAGACAUAUCGCUCCAGGAAUGAUCCAACAGAUGCAACAUGUUUGUCCUCAAUGCCGAGGCUCAGGAGAGUUUAUCAGUGAAAGGGAUAGGUGCCUACAGUGCAACGGAUACAAAGUUACACUAGAAAAGAAGGUGCUUGAAGUGAAUGUUGAGAAAGGAAUGGAAAAUAACCAGGAGAUAACUUUCAAAGGGGAGGCAGAUGAAGCUCCCGAUACCAUCACUGGAGACAUUUUUAUUGUUCUACAACAGAAGGAGCAUCCCAAGUUCAAGACGGAUUUUUCUGAUCUUCAUGUGGAGCACACACUUACUUUGACUGAAGCUCUUUGUGGCUUUCAAUUUGUCCUAACUCAUCUUGAUGGGAGACAGCUUUUAAUCAAAUCAAACCCUGGAGAAGUUAUAAAACCCGAUCAAUGCAAGGCAAUAAAUGGUGAAGGCAUGCCAAAAUUUCGCAUGCAUUUUAUUAAGGGCCGGCUUUAUAUCCAUUUUAAAGUGGUAUUUCCAGAAUCAGGGGUUCUUUCCCCUGAGAAAUGCCGCAGCAUAGAGGCUAUUCUGCCAACAAGCCCAGGGAAGAGCUCAUUGGAAAUGGAGUUGGAUGACUGUGAAGAAACUAUUAUGCAUGAUGUCAACAUAGAGGAAGAAAUGAGGCGCAAGGCGCAGCGACGGCGACAAGAGGCUUAUGACUCGGACAAUGAUGAACCACACAUGCAUGGUGUGGCAUGUAACCAGCAAUAAGUCUGUAAGAUGCUUGUAGUUUUCGUCGGAUCCCAGUAAUAUUUUGCAGCAUAGGUCACUGCCUUUUUGCUUUAGGGAUGAUUAUGAAGGAGUUAGGCUUCCUUAGUUCUGUUUGAUGGUAUGUUAGAUAAUCCUUGCAUAUAAUUGCUCAUUUGGACUUCUGAACUCAACUUCUGUCUGUCCUAUUGUAUCAAGUAAUACAUGAAAUUGAAGCAAAUGUACCAUGAAGAAAAACUUGAAAUUGGAGUAAUACUCUGAUAAAAGACAGUCUUGUGUACCUUUUAUAUUAAUCCAUAGUGAUUAACCUCUGCGCCGAGUGGGCAUAUAUAAGAAAGUUUACUUGCGA